ACCAAAACGCAAUAACACUGUCGGUCUAACCGAAACAUCACUGACUGUCUAAUCGAGGCGUAGAGACCCGACGCUGCCGCCAACUGGGAGGACCAACAAACAAGGAAGGACGUCGUUACGUAUCAAUGUAGACAUUUGAAUCAUUAUUUCAUCCACCCAAUGGAAUUGUCAUCCGCCCAAUGGCAUGGUCGAGACAACGGGUAGCAACCUAAAAGGACACUAACAUUUGAGGAAUGGAGGUCGAAUGAAGAUUUACUAUUGGAAGUGCUUCCCUUCCAGGAACAACAGGGCCUUUCCAGGGUGAGCAGUAUGUCCUGCUCCUCCGACUCGUUGAAGUAGAAUUCUUCAUCCAAAUCGAGAAUGAAGUUUCCCAGAGGCUCCAGAAUGGCACAUCCUGUCCAUUCCCCGGUAUAGUGGCCCUCCUGCAGAGCUGUGCUUUCCACAUGCAGAGACUUUGACAGCUCCAUGGCAUAGGCACAUACUGGGUACAGACAGUAGCCUACACGAGAACAGAAUCCUUAUCUUUUAGCAGUCUCUCCCUCCCCCAAAAUACUACCCUGUCUCCCAGGCCCCUCUCUCCCUCUCAGAGAGCCUCUCCCUGGAGCCAUGCCCAUCCUACUUAAUGCCGACACCUCCUUCAGCUCCAAGCAGGAGCUCCUGGACCUCCAGAAUGGCCCCAUGGACCCAUCCCUGGAUACACCCAGCCCCUUGAACUCUCACGAGGAUAGCCCAGUGGGCUCAGGCCCCGGCAGCCCGGCUGGAGAAGGCCCUGCUUGCCACCUCAUCCUCACCAGGGCUUCUGCCCCUCUGCCUGGACAGCUUUAUGGGGUUGAGGUGCCCGCAGAGACCCCCCUAGGCCUCAAAUUCAUCCCCACGGACUCAGAAGGGCUGUGUGGCUGGGGGGCCCUGACGCCCCGAUCCAUCCAGACCUUCAACACCCCUCGCUGGGUGCUCUUCUUCCUCUGUGUGGCUUCCUUCCUCCAGGGCAUGAUCAUCAACGGCUUCAUCAACACCGUGGUGACCUCCAUAGAGAGGCGCUUUGACCUGCGUAGCUACCAGGCCGGGCUCAUCGCCAGCUCCUACGACAUCGCUGCCUGUGUGUGCCUGGCCUUUGUCAGUUACUUUGGUGGGACGGGGCACAAGCCUCGUUGGCUGGGCUGGGGGGUACUAGUCAUGGCGUUAGGUUCUCUGGUGUUCGCCCUGCCACACUUCACCACUCCCCCAUACCAUGUCAGCAUUCCUGAGCGGACAGGGGUGUGCACAGGGAACCGUACCAGCCCUUGCCAUGAUAGCGAGGGUGGGGGCCUGUCCAGCUACCGCUUUGUCUUCAUGCUGGGCCAGUUCCUGCACGGGGUGGGAGCCACUCCCCUGUACACUCUGGGGGUCACCUACCUGGACGAGAAUGUCAAGUCCAGCUAUGCUCCAGUGUACAUUGGGAUCUUCUAUACAGCAGCCAUCGUGGGUCCAGCAGCAGGGUACCUUCUAGGAGGACACUUUCUCAACAUCUACACAGAGGUUCACAUGACAACGGAGCUGACUCCAGAGAACCCUCUGUGGGUGGGGGCCUGGUGGAUUGGCUUCCUUGCAGGAGGGGCAGCAGCGCUGGUCAUCGCCCUGCCCAUCCUGGGCUACCCACGCCAACUACCAGGCUCUCAGAAGUAUGUGGCCAUGCGUGUAUCUGAGGCUCACCAGCUGAAAGACGGCAGUCAGGCCAGUGCAUCAGACCCUCAGUUUGGGAAGUCAGUGAAGGACAUGCCUAGGUCAGUGUUGCUCCUGCUGAAGAACCCUCCCUUCCUCUUCCUGUGUCUGGCGGGGGCCACGGAGGCCACCCUCAUCGCUGGCAUGUCCACCUUUGGCCCAAAGUUCCUGGAGUCUCAGUUCAGCUUGAGUGCAUCUGAGGCAGCCACAUGGUUCGGCUACAUGGUGGUGCCCGCGGGCGGAGGUGGCACCUUCCUGGGCGGCUACAUCGUGAAGAAGCUGAACCUACGUUGCCGUGGCAUCAUCCGUUUCUGCAUGGUGUGUGCCCUCGUCAGUCUACUGGCCAUAUUCAUCUUCCUCAUCCACUGUCCCAAUGUCCCUAUGGCCGGGGUGACCGCUCCCUACCGCAGCAACCUGCCAUCGGGUCAUCAGUACAACAAGAAGUACAAUGAACAGUACUAUGAGCAAGCCAACAACCUCCGCAACAGCUCUUUGUUGGGGGGCAACCUGACGGUGGGGUGUAAUGCAGAUUGCCACUGUUUACGAGAGCUCUAUAACCCGGUCUGUGGAGCCGACGGUGUGAUGUAUUACUCCCCAUGCCAUGCAGGAUGCAGCACAAUCAACCACACAGAGAUCUCAACAGGCAGACGGGUGUACUCGGGCUGCAGCUGUGUGGUGGGUGGGAAUGUGACAUCGGGGCAGGAGGGCCUGGCAUGGGAUGGGAAAUGCACCAGCUCCUGUAGCCACAUGCCAGCCUUCCUCACCUUCCUCUUCAUCAUCAUCUCCUUCACCUUCCUGUGUAGUAUACCAGCCCUCACCGCUACCCUCAGGUGUGUUCCAGACAACCAGAGGUCCUUUGGACUGGGGAUCCAAUGGAUUGUGGUGCGAAGUCUAGGUGGGAUCCCAGGCCCGAUAGCAUUUGGCUCUGUGAUCGACAUCUCAUGCCUGCUGUGGGAGGACCAGUGUGGAGAGCAGGGCUCCUGCCAUCUCUACCAGAACUCUGCCAUGAGCCGCUACACCCUUAUCGCUGGCAUCAUCUACAAGGUUCUCGGCACGCUGUUCUUCCUGCUUGCCAGUGUUCUGUACAAGCCUCCUCCAGAGUCACCCCAGAGCAGCUGUGAGAGCACCGACCAUGGGCCGGGGGACAGCGGGGGUGAGACGGGGGACCUCCCCAUCAAGGACCUUCCACCAGAGAUCAUCGCCAAUGUACACACCAGGUUAUGAUGACUUCAGACCCCACCCACCCUGCACUACAGUGUGUAUCACCCCACAUCUCACCGCACAUGUAUGUUGGUGUGUGUGGCGUACCACUGCUUCCCCCACCACUGCCAGCCCGUCUCAUAGCCACUCCCAACACAUAGACAUAUCACCCCAGGGCAUGUCUCACCUACUGACCCCACGUUCAUCCCAUCGGCCUGCCCUCCACUGCCAGCCCACUGAACUUGGGGUGUGUGUGAUGUGAUGUGAUGAAAGACUAGGGUCACAGAUAGGGUCAGAGGAUAAUCUGACAAGUAGCUAAGAGGUUUCUCCUGAUGGCCUUUGGGAUUUAAACCAGUCCAAAAUCGCAAUUUUAAAUGAAGAUUUUGUUUUGUUUCCCAGUCGGGUCUAAAGGAUGGGACAUAGGGGCUGUUUGUAUAGCUUAUGUCAUGCCAUGAGUAUGAAGCAUUCCUUAUGAGUGUUGAAAGAGGCAUUUACACCCGUAAAACAACCCUGUUGUCUUGCCCUAUCACAGAUGCAUCUUUUUUUUAAUCUACACUGAAACAGAAUUGAAAUACAAAGACAAACAGAAUUUUCAUAUCAUAUAAAAACUAUAGACCAAUAGUAUUUAAAGGCACUUACUGUUAUUAUAACUAUACCUAUUGAAAAAAAAACACACAUAUAUUUUAACAAAUGGAAGAGCACACACCUAUUUAUGACAGCCUUUAGCACAUGUAUGAUAUUGAAUGACCUGUAGCAGGCUGCCAUUUAACAGAAGUGAAGACAAAACCCAAGAGGCCACUAUCCACCAACUAUUUUGUAUGAAGGGGUAAUACCAAGACCCUUUUUCACAACCAGACACAUUGCUGCACUUUAAAACUAAUCAGCUCUGAUGAAUUUAGACAAUGGUAUUAUAUGAGAGUUAUUCUGGCAGUGUAUGCCGGUUGAAAAAAUUGUAGGAACAAUGCACUAAUGGAAUGAGUUGCCAUAAAAACAAGAACAACAAGCCUCUUAUCCAAACCUACAAGUGUGCCAAAGUAGCAUUGCCCCAAUCUCUCUUCUGUUUUGUGAUCUAGAUCAUUUAUUUAUGAUGGAAAUUAAAAGCACAGAUUGCUCAUAUAGUCUUUCAAUUUGUUGUUUUCCGCAUGAUUUGAUAUUGUCCAGACAUAUUUGUAUAAAGAUGCUGUAGUUAAUGAUUUACACUAGAAAAAUGGACCCACAGAAGUUUACCAUGACAAACAAUCUCCCCUAAAACUACCCUGUUCAAUAAAGUGUUAAAAUAUAGUCUUUGUUGUUUAAUGUAACAGUAAUGACACUUUACAACUUGUUGGUAAUUUGCAUUUCUCAUGUUUUUGUUUUAAAUGUAUUCAUUUGUUAUGGACCCAAAUGCCUCCAGAUCAGCUCUCCACCAUUCUCCAAUUGGGGAGAGCGGGGCUUGACCGCCAUUACAGAGUAUGUGUAAUCACAAACAUUCCUAGUCUUAUUGUUAUGCCUCCUCACUCCCUAGCACUUCGUAAAAUUAGACUUUUGGAUUUUGUUUUGGUACUUUUGUAAAUGAAAUGGAAACUAUGAAUUUUAUUAAAAUGUUUCUUAAGA
This is a messenger RNA of Oncorhynchus tshawytscha (Chinook salmon), 4491 nucleotides long. Its product is annotated as solute carrier organic anion transporter family, member 4A1. Gene Ontology annotation, biological process: sodium-independent organic anion transport; transmembrane transport. Gene Ontology annotation, cellular component: membrane. The record is from RefSeq and is a predicted model, not a curated record. Lineage: Eukaryota; Metazoa; Chordata; Actinopteri; Salmoniformes; Salmonidae. Gene Ontology annotation, molecular function: protein binding. Bases 607 to 2922 code for a protein of 771 amino acids. The transcript is spliced from 14 exons.